Pochonia chlamydosporia 170 is the source of this 1131-nucleotide messenger RNA. RefSeq names its product FAD dependent oxidoreductase. The coding region runs from base 1 to 1131 and encodes 376 amino acids. The transcript is spliced from 4 exons. Gene Ontology annotation, molecular function: D-amino-acid oxidase activity; FAD binding. The record is from RefSeq and is a predicted model, not a curated record. Lineage: Eukaryota; Fungi; Ascomycota; Sordariomycetes; Hypocreales; Clavicipitaceae.
AUGGCUUCCUCUUCGGCAGAUACAAUCGUGAUUGUGGGCGCGGGUAUUAUUGGCCUUGACGUCGCCCUUGUCCUUUCCAAGCGUGGAUUGGGCAGGCAGAUUACAAUAGUCGCCGAACAUCUCCCAGGUGAUACUUCGCCUUCAUACACUUCUCCAUGGGCUGGAUGCAACCUUUCAUGUAUAUCUGGGAGCGACCAAAAAGCUCUUCGAUGGGAUCAAUUGGGUUACGCCCAUCUAAUGAACUUGGCCACGCACAAUGAAGCCGAGUCAUUCGUAUCAAAAACGCAAUCCGUGGAGUACUGGGAUGCCAACACUCCUCAUGACAAGAUCAAGUCUAUUUCGCAGUAUCUCGAGGAUUUCAAAGUCACCCCGAAGCAAGACCUACCCCAGGGCGUCGAAUUCGGCAUGACGUGUACUUCUGUAACCGUCAACGCCCCUAAACAUCUCAUAUAUCUCUAUUCUUUGCUCAAAGACCACUACGGAGUACGUUUCGUUCGACAAAAGCUGCCCAGCAUCCAAGCGGCUUAUGCCAGUCCACGGACCCGACUCGUCUUUAACUGCACUGGCAAUGCGGCCAAGACUCUGCCAGGAGUAGAGGAUAGCAAGUGCUUCCCUACCCGCGGCCAAGUUGUUCUAGCACGAGCACCAAUGAUGCGCAAGAAUGUGAUGCGCCAUGGCCGAGAUUAUGAAACCUACAUUAUUCCGAGACCGCAGUCAAAUGGAAAUGUGAUCCUGGGUGGAUUCAUGCAAAAGGGCAACAGGUUCGUAUCCGACUUUCACGUAAAACAGUCCGAGUGUGUUAAUCGUAUCUUUCUUGGUAGUGACCCCUCGACGUAUGGCCACGAAACGGACUCGAUAGUGAGUCGUACAAAGGAACUUCGCCCACAAGAGCUGCGAGACGGUCCUUGUGAGAUUCUGGCAGUCUUUGCAGGCGCCAGACCAUCCCGCGAAGGUGGAGCACGAGUUGAAAGAGAUAGUAUAUCUGUCGGGGGGUCCAAGCGAGUUCUUGUUCACAACUAUGGUGCUGGUGGCACUGGAUUCCAAGCUGGAUAUGGCAUGGCACUUGAUGCGGUUGCGUGUGUGGAUGAUAUAUUGAAGGAGUUGGAGAGAAGUGCGCAAGCCAAGCUGUAG